This is a messenger RNA of Hippocampus comes (tiger tail seahorse), 888 nucleotides long. RefSeq names its product RNA binding motif protein 34 (gene rbm34). Gene Ontology annotation, molecular function: rRNA binding. The record is from RefSeq and is a predicted model, not a curated record. Lineage: Eukaryota; Metazoa; Chordata; Actinopteri; Syngnathiformes; Syngnathidae. The coding region runs from base 100 to 738 and encodes 212 amino acids. The transcript is spliced from 8 exons. Gene Ontology annotation, biological process: maturation of LSU-rRNA from tricistronic rRNA transcript (SSU-rRNA, 5.8S rRNA, LSU-rRNA). Gene Ontology annotation, cellular component: nucleolus.
CGGCGGCGGCGGGACAAGCAGGAAGAGCAAAGCAAGAACCGCAGGACGGUCUUCGUGGGCAACCUGCCCGUCGGCUGCGACAAGAAGACGCUGCUGAGCAUGUUCCGGGCCGACGGCGCCGUCGAGUCCAUCCGCUUCCGCUCCCUGGUGCGGGAGGACCCGGCCGUGUCGCGCAGAGUCGCCGCCAUCAAGCGCCAAGCUCACCCCUCUGCGCGCAGCAUCAACGCCUACGUGGUCUUCAAGGAGCCGCAAGGGGUGGCCAAAGCGCUCUGGUGGAACGGCGCGGAGAUCGAGAAAGAUUUCAUCAUCCGCGUGGACCGCGUGAGCUCCAAGGCGGCCGAAAGCCACGACCACAAGCGUUCGAUCUUCGUGGGGAACCUCAACUUCGAGCUGAAAGAGUUGGCGUUGCGGCGCCACUUUGAGCAAUGCGGCGUCGUGGAAGCCGUCCGACUGGUGCGCGACCACAACACGGGACUGGGCAAAGGAUUCGGUUACGUCCUCUUUGAGAGUUGCGACUCAGUGCAGCUGGCGCUGAAGCUGGACGGCAGCAAGGUGGAGGGCCGAGCCAUCCGGGUGAGAAGGUCCGCCGAGAAGGAGGCGAGGCGCGCCCCGCCGCCGCCGCAGCGGCGCCGCCGUCGCCCAGACGACACGUACAAAGGCGAGAUGGCCCACCCCCAUCAAAAAGCCAAGAAGAAAACCGGCAAGAAGAAGGCCAGAAAGAACGUCCGCCGCACAUGACUUGAGCGGCUUUUUUCUUUUGGAAUUAUUUUUUGCGGCCGCGCUACGUCGAAGAUUGCGCCGUCUCCGGCAACGAGAAGCCAAUCGCUCGUCUGUAUUCUUUGCGAAUAUUCAACCUGAGGUGGAAUAAAAAUCGCGUUUUGAAAUGUG